GUUCAGAGGAGGCGGGGGUGAAGGCUGGUUUAUGAGUAUGUGUGUGUGCGCGCGUCUUGUGCACACACCAUCAGCUCGGAUUUCUUUCCUGCCUGGACUAUUAUCAUUAAUAUUAUUACUAUUUUUGUCGGGGGAGGUGGCGGUGGUGGAGGGGAAAGAAGAAAUGACUUGGAAUUAAUUGCUCCGGCUGCCUUGCAUUAUUUUCCUCUCUUCACCUCACCCCCCCCCCCCCUCCCUCCCCAGGUUAGUGCGGUUGCUAACCCUCUUUUUUUUGUUUUUCGAAAAAAUUUAAAACAAAAUCCUGCAAAGAAAGGAAGAAAGUAGGGGGGAAAAAGGAGAAGGCGAAGAAAAAAAGUGAGGAGGGUUUCUUGAAACAUGACGGCGCACAUUUUCUGGUUGUUUUGGAGAAGUUCGAGCUCCUCCAUAUUGGAGAGCAAAACGACGAGCCGAGGGGGAAAAAAAACAACCGCCGCCACACCGAGGAGGAUAAAACACACACAACAAACUCCCGGCAACAACCCCACCGCCUCGGCACAUCGACAAACAGUUUGUUUUCUCUCUCUCUCUCUAGGGGAAUUUAAAUUUUCGGUGAGGAGAAAAUCUCCUCAGCACUCACCGGACAGCUCGGCGUCUCCUCUCCCGGGCCGCGCAAAAGGCGGUUAUUUUUUGAAUUUCCUUUUUACAUCAACGUUAAUAUAAAUGGUGGACUGACUUAAUUUUUAUUUUUUUUUACUUUUUGGUUGUGGGGGUGAAAGAAUUUUUUUAAAGUUGCAGGGAAUAUAUUUCCUGUAUUUUUUUAAAGGACGUAUUUAAAUUUCGCCCCCUCCCUCUGGCCAGUAUCCAUAAUAAUAUACAUUAUUUUUUCUCUGGGAGUGCUUUUUUUUGUUUUUGUUUUAUUUUUCGGUGCAUUUUCUGAAGGAAACCGGCGAGGGCCCGGCGGCCGAGGGCUUGUUCGAUGGACAGCACGUCCAUUAUAACGCAGGUCUGCAAAGAGGAUGAGAUUAUUUCAUCGUCCCAGGAAAAAGUUUCUCAGAGCGGCCUCAGCUUGAAAAAGCAGAGGAGUCGUAGCUUUUUCAGCUCGUUCUUCUGCUGCUUUCGCGACUACAAUGUGGAGUCAACAAACAGCAACAGCAACAGCAAUGUUCAGUCUCCAGCAGUGGAGGAAAAUGGGUCGAUUGCUAAGUCUGACCAGGUGCAGGUCAUCCCCAGUCCCGGUCCUCCAGCCAAAUACCUCUUACCAGAGAUGAGAGUAUCUGAUGUUGGAAAGAAAUGUGUAGUGAUCGACUUAGAUGAAACCUUAGUACAUAGUUCCUUUAAGCCUAUUAACAAUGCUGAUUUCAUUGUUCCUGUUGAAAUAGAUGGGACCGUUCACCAGGUUUAUGUGUUGAAAAGGCCGCAUGUCGACCUAUUCCUGCAAAAGAUGGGGCAGCUCUUUGAAUGUGUUCUCUUCACAGCCAGUCUAGCCAAGUAUGCAGAUCCCGUGGCAGACCUGCUGGAUCGCUGGGGUGUUUUCAGGGCCAGACUCUUCAGAGAAUCGUGCGUUUUCCACAGAGGAAACUAUGUGAAAGAUCUCAGUCGGCUAGGGAGGGACUUGAGUAAGGUCAUUAUAGUGGAUAACUCACCGGCAUCCUACAUCUUCCAUCCUGAAAACGCAGUGCCUGUGCAGUCCUGGUUCGACGACAUGUCGGACACGGAGUUGUAUGAUCUGAUCCCAUUCUUUGAAGGACUGAGCAAAGAGGAGGAUGUUUACACUAUGCUGCAGAACCUCCGUGGCAGGUAGCGACUGUGCACCAGGCAUGUCCUCCUCGCAGAUUCCUUGCGUUGAUCUUGGCCCGAUUUUUAUUUCCUACCCACACACACCCCUCCCCCUCCCCACCCCCUUUUUUUUGCAGCAUUGUGUUUCUUUUUGUAACAAGAAAGCUUCCUUCAGUUUUUUUCCCCCCAUGCCGUGCACAACUGUACUUGGAUCAGAACUGCAACCUGUGGAGUAGGAGCAGGAAGGUAUCUCCAAACGGGAAAGCACUUCGGCAGUUGCUGCCGUGAGCUCGCCACGGACACGGUGAUUGACGAUUGCUCGGCCUCUCGAAACCUGCCGUCAGAAAGUCACACAUGACCAGACUUAAAGGAAACAACUAUCAUUUAAAAAAAACACACACCACAUGGAAAACAAGGAGAAACAGUCUGCUGCAGACUGCAGUUGGAAUAUAAACCUUCUCCUUCUCUCCGCCUACCAAAAACAAGUAUUCGGGCAGUUCUGUGAUAUUUUUUUAAAAGUUUAUUUCCUCUUUGGUUUCUUUUCACAGAUAUUGCUAUGCAGACAGUCAUACUGAUCUACAGUAGCUGACCUUGUUCUGUGAUCUCCUUUUUGCAGAAUGAAGUGCCUUUUUGAAAACAGAAUUGAUAAUUUUAGACGAGAAAAAAGCAAACUUAAUUUUUUUGUACACCGCAUAUUCCAGAGAUCUUUUAUCUUUUAAUGACUGUAUGUUUUAAAACGAAAAAAAAACAAAAAUUAAUCUUUAUGAGCACUGUUAUUUAUGCUGAACACAUUGAAUUAUAAGUGCUGGGUACAAGAUUUGCAGAGCCAUUAAACUUUUAAAUUUUACAUCAAUUGGCUUAACAAUAGUUCAUGGCACCAAAUUAUAAUAUUUUUCAUUGCUAUUUUAAAUAUAGGGAUGGUAUAAGAUUACCUUGUGGGCAGCCAUUGCCGUAUGACUUGACAAGGGAAGCAGGAGUCAUGACAAGUGUCACCAGGGUACUUGGGGGAAAUGUCACUGUUCUGCCAACAGUCGCGACGGAUGUUUUUCCUCCGACUUCCCCUCCCGCCUGCCGUCCUGUCGUUUCCUCUCUGACCCCCUCUGAUUGCUGAGAGGUCUUUCUGAACCCCCCCCCCCCCCUCCACUCACAACUGUGGCUGGGCUUUUCGGUUUUAAAUGUCCAGGACUUGGGAGAAGGGCAGGGGUGGGGGUGAAGAGGAGGAGGGGAGAUGCUCGCUUUGGAUCCACUGUCUGUGCUCUUCAAGGGCAGCGGAGGUUUUUGCAAGUGGGGGCAUAUUGUACAGUGGGGAUUUCAGGGCUUUCAAGAUGCAAACUUUGCAAAUUACACCAGUGUUUUAUGUCUUGUUUCAAACCUUUUUCUCCAUGAAUGAAAGCAAAAUACUUCAUCAUAGUGAAGCAAUUUCAACACAAAGCAGUGGUUUAUCAUGUGACUUUCAUACUCACCUUGCCACCAGCUUUGUGUCUAAAACUCAGUGGGCGGGGUGGGUGGCUUGCCGCCUUUUAUUGAAGCUGGGGUUCAGGGCCAAGAGACGGUGUUGCUUUUGUGUUGCCCCACUAGGUGAGUGAGGUUUUCUACCGAAUCGGAAGACACGAGAUUGUCAUGGGUUUUGUUUCUGUCUCCCGCCCACCACCACCUCCUCUCGCACAGGAUCAGGAGCCGGCUGACUGACUGACCUCGGGAGCCACAUUUGUGUCCGAGCUGAUCUGGGGCUCAGCUCCCCGUAACUCUGCGCCGCCCCCCCCCCCCCCAAUCCCCAGAGCCAUGAGUCCUUUCCCAGCCUAGAGAAACUACUCAGGCUCGGGGCUGAGCCCUGUCGCUUCCUCCCUGACUCUGACCCCUCUCUAGCCGGUGACCGUGACCCAGGUCAGCGACACCCGCCUUGUACCCUUGCCCGUGGGGUUGAAACGGGCCGCCAGUGCUGUCCCGCAGUUUAACGUGGCAAGUUGCCCGCCGUCAGUAGUUGGCGCGACUGCAUUUUAUAUUGGUGGUUGGCUCCCUAACAGUGCUCGAAAGGGGCAGUGAUCUCUACAAAACUCGGCUUGCUCCAAUGGCUUGACUUGCCUCUGUCCUGGUUUGCCAGCAAGAUAUAUAUUUAUAUAGAGAGAGACAAAUAGAGGCCCUUCGGCCCGUCAUGUCCCUGCUGAUCCUCAAGUACUCCAUUCCCCAGCACUUGGUCCGUGACCUUGGCGAUUCAAGGGCUGGCCCAGGUGAGAGGUCGGUUGGUAUUCACAGUGCCCGCCCGGCCCCUGCUUCCUGGCGGUGGUGGCAAGCGAGCUGGGCGGUGGAAUCGGCCACACAUGCCGGCGUCGGGGACCGAGGGGGUGCAGACUCGUGUGUGUGAGUGCAGCGAUCCCUGUAAAACGAUGAGUGCUCUCGGAGGAAGAGGAUAGAAAGGUCACCCAGCGCUGUGUUCCUCGGGGAGAAUGAUGUUCCCGAAACGCCAGGCUGUAUCCACACAAUGUAGCAAGCCAUGGCAAUGAGCGUGGUGUGGGGCGGGCAGUACAACAGGGUCCCCGCCUCUCCCAUAGGGUCAGGAGUCGGCUGACUGACCUCGGGAGCCCGCUGUACCACUCGGCCACAUUGUGUUGAUCUCGGGCACAGGGUGUACCCGCAGCAGCCAGGGUUAUUACCAGAGCCCUUUGCCGCGUUCCCUGCAGACUGUCUCAGAGGCUGAGAGCAGACACCAUCCCACUUGGAGGAGACCAUUUAGUCUCCCUGUUGGCCGUCCCGCUCUCUGCAGUCUUCCUGAACCGAUUCCAUCAUUUAAACCUGUCACUGACCCUGUUUCCCCACAGAUGGGCAUGCUGGCCGUGUCUCUGCCCCCCCCCCCCCCGUUCCCCGUCUCUCGCCAGUGAAGGCUGGGUUGCAAUGUCGACCCUUUUGCACUGAUAAUGGAGACACAAGAGACUGCAGUUGCUGGGAUCCGGAGCAACAAACAAUCUGCUGGAGAAACUCGGGCAGCAUCUGUGGAGGGAAAUGGACUCGACGUUCCGGAUUGAGACUCUCCAGCAGUUUGUUUUGCUUGAGGGGCCAGUUUUUAAACCAAGUUCUCUUGUCGCUUACUGGGAAUACAUUAUGUGUCACACAGCAAGUGUUCUUGCUUGGGGGUAGGGUCCUCGUCGCGGUCUUUACCCAGAGUUGCUGUCUGCACACUGCCCCCAGGUCGGAUGGAUCCAAUGCUUGCUGUCAUCUUGUGGUUUCCGAAGCGCUGUUGGCAGCCCAGCCUCGCCGUUUCAAACCGUUCCCCAUCACUGAAUCACCUCCAGCCGACUCCGGCCACUUCACCUGAUUACCAUUUCCCACAGCAGCCCCUCCUCUCCCCCCCCCCCCUCCCCCCAGCUGCUGCAGAGGUGGCGAUUUCCUCCUUAUAUAAUUGUCUCAAACCAAAGUGUGGCGUGCACUGAACUUCAGUCUGUAACCAGAGGGCACAGUGGCACUUCUCCUUCCAGCACUUUCCUCGGGGCUGGCAAGUUGUUAGAAUUAUUUUUAAACAGUCAGGCUUUUCAAACAUUAACCCUCCCCUCUUCCGAGUUUAGCACCCCAGGCUGCUCUCUAACGUGCGCCCUCUUCAUUGGGCGGCGACUUGCUUUUGUUAAACGAACUGUGUUUCAGAAAUGUUUUUUUUACCUCUGCCCUAAUGUAUAGUCACAGAGGCGAAACAAAUGUGCCAACAUUCUGGUGUUGCUGCUGUGUGUGUUUGUGUGUGUGUGUCCAGUCAGGAAAGGCUGGGUAACCAACUGUCAGGGUCAUUGUAAUCUCUAACUUCUAUUCCCUUGGAGGCAUUAACAUUGCGUUUGUAUCGUGACACCAGGUAUACAAUGAUCUGGGUUGGUUUGAGGUUGUGUGUGUGUGUGUGUGUGUACGUGUACAAUAUACUAUGGUGUCAAUGUAAGAGGCACAUACUCGGCCAGUUAGCUAAACAUCACUUUGUUUUUGUUUUAAAGGCUAAUUCUGUCCAUCUCUUUUCUAACAUAACCUGUUGGGCCCAAACCAAUGGUUUAUCCUCUCCAUUUUCCUCGUAGAAUCUUGGUCAAUAAAUGAACCACUUGCCUUAAAAUCCAAUAGAUGAAUGUUAGUACAAAGUAAUUUCUGUUCAAGACACAAGAUGUAUAAACUCUCUCUACGGUGAUCUCCACCAAGCAGUUGCUUUUUUCGAAAGGCACGGGAUUGUACAGGGAGCACAAUACUGGCCAGCUGUUCCGAGGGCAAAUUUUGGCAUUCCGUUAAUCUUUAAACUUGUAAACUCUUCAGCUGUUUUUUUAAAACAUAAAUCCGGUGUUCGGUGCCUCAGAUUCCAAAGGUGCUCCAAAGGACGCUUGCCUGGUCAAUGAUUGCCUGGGGGAUUGCGGGCGGGUGGGGUGAGAAAGGAGAGGGUAACUAUGCAAAACAAGCGAUGCAGACCAGGGGAAUCUUCCACACGUCCUUUCCAUCUGGUUAGAUCGUUCCCCUGCCUCCUCCGGACGGGGCGAAAGAACCGUGUGCUUGUGGCGUUGGCAACAGGGACAGGAGUGGAGGGGAAAGGCGGCAGGAGGAGGGGGUGGUGAAUGACUUGUUUUUCAUGGUUUGUGGUUCUGGAGUCGGUGACACUUUUCCACUUUGAUCAGCAAUACUUGAGAAACACUAUGAGUUUGAGGGAAGAAACACUUGUUACUGUCGGUUACUGAAUAAAUCUGUUUCUUUACUUUCGCCAAUAAAAUAAACUUUUAAACAA
This is a messenger RNA of Pristis pectinata (smalltooth sawfish), 6487 nucleotides long. RefSeq names its product CTD (carboxy-terminal domain, RNA polymerase II, polypeptide A) small phosphatase-like a (gene ctdspla). The transcript has 8 exons. Lineage: Eukaryota; Metazoa; Chordata; Chondrichthyes; Rhinopristiformes; Pristidae. The record is from RefSeq and is a predicted model, not a curated record. Gene Ontology annotation, molecular function: RNA polymerase II CTD heptapeptide repeat phosphatase activity. The coding region runs from base 956 to 1780 and encodes 274 amino acids.